Molecule: messenger RNA, 1449 nt
Organism: Daldinia caldariorum
Lineage: Eukaryota; Fungi; Ascomycota; Sordariomycetes; Xylariales; Hypoxylaceae
Product: putative MFS sugar transporter
Exons: 13
Coding region: 1-1449 (482 amino acids)
Biological process (GO): carbohydrate transport; transmembrane transport
Cellular component (GO): membrane
Molecular function (GO): carbohydrate:proton symporter activity
Source: RefSeq, a predicted model, not a curated record
AUGGGGGAGAAGUUGGGCACUUUUAGGGCCUGGUAUCUAGUAGCUCUAUGCUGCACUGGCAGCUUCUUGUUCGCAUACGAUACGGACGUCGUUGGGGGUGUUCUCACGUUGCCGUCCUUCCAAAAUGAUUUCCGCAUCACCAAGUCCAACCAAUCAAGCGUUGGCUCCAAUGCAACAAGUCUUCUACAAGCUGGAGCCUUCUUCUCCUGUUUCUUCGUCUGGCCGUUCACCGCACGAUUUGGACGUCGAUGGUCGAUUGCGCUGGCCUCGCUCAUCUUCAGCGUUGGAGGUGUCAUCCAAGUGAUUAACACCCAUUCCCUAGUCGCUUUCUACGUUGCCCGCGUUAUUUCGGGAAUAGGUGUCGGGAUGGCUACUGUCAUAAUUCCUAUGUAUAGCGCGGAGAUGGCACCAAAACACAUCAGGGGUCAGUUGGGAAGCAUGUUCCAAUUUUUCUUUACCCUCAGUGUAAUGACAUCGUAUUGGGUCGACUAUGGCGUGUCACAACACUUGGGCCCGACAACACAGCAGUGGCAGAUUCCCAUUGGUCUCCAGCUCGUUCCAGGUGGAAUAUUAGGACUAGGGAUGCUACUUACGAAAGAGAGUACCCGAUGGCUUGCAAAAUCAGGUCGUACAGAAGAGGCAAUUCAUAUUCAAGUACAAGAAGAUGGCAGAUUCGCAGAAAUCCUCGCAGGUAUCAGAGAAGAGCAUGUUACUGAGGGACUCAUGUGGAAGGAAUGCCUCCUACCAGUGAAUCGCUUUCGUUUCUUCAUCGUUAUCACACUUCAGAUAGGCGUGCAACUCACCGGCAAUACUAGUUUGGCUUACUAUGCUCCGCAAAUAUUCAAAGCGGUUGGUGCCGGCGACCAGAGUCUCCUGAUUAGUGGCUUCUUUGGUGUAGUCAAAGUUGUCUCGUGCCUAUUCUUUCUCCUAUUCCUCGUAGAAAGGAUCGGCCGUCGCGGGUCCCUUCUUGGUGGAGCGUUCCUGAUGGGUGCUUAUAUGCUCAUUAUUGCUUGCUUAACGGCUACUCACCCGCCUGUUGCUGGGCAAUCCCUGACUAGCACUGGCGCUGCAGCAGUAGCCAUGGUUUAUCUUGAAGCGAUGAGUUAUAACAUAUCUUGGGGACCUGUUCCGUGGCUUUAUAUGAGUGAAAUAUUCCCGUCGAGGAUACGAGAAUCCGGAGCAGCAGUUGGCACGGCUACACAAUGGUUGUUCAACUUUGUCUUCUCUCAAGUCACCCCACACGCCAUAAACAAUAUUGGUUGGAGGACUUUUCUGAUGUUCUGUAUAUUCAACUGGGCCUUAGUUGUAUAUACGUGGUUUUUCGUUAAAGAGACUAAAGGAAGGUCUUUGGAAGAAAUGGAAGCUCUUUUCGGAUCUAGCGAGACUGCAAUCGACUUUGGUAAGGUUCACGAACAUACGAAACGACAAGGUUUUGGCGGCAGGCGAUAA